This is a messenger RNA of Pteronotus mesoamericanus, 3475 nucleotides long. RefSeq names its product phospholipase B domain containing 2 (gene PLBD2). Gene Ontology annotation, cellular component: extracellular region. Gene Ontology annotation, biological process: phospholipid catabolic process. The record is from RefSeq and is a predicted model, not a curated record. Gene Ontology annotation, molecular function: glycerophospholipase activity. NCBI's taxonomy places the organism in Eukaryota, Metazoa, Chordata, Mammalia, Chiroptera, Mormoopidae. Bases 94 to 1845 code for a protein of 583 amino acids. The transcript has 12 exons.
AGGCCCGCCUCCGUCCGCGGCCGCCCUCUCUCCGCCCCGCGCGGCGGAGUGCAGUCACGUCGGCCGGGCUGCGGUGCCCGGCUUCGCGCGGCGAUGGCGGCCCCGAGGUGCGUCACGCCCGGCGGCCGCCUGGCCCUGGCGCGGACGCGGGCGCUGGCCCUGCUGGUCGUGCUGUUCCUGAGCGGCCUGACGGGCGCAAUCCCGACCCCGAAGGCCCCCUGGGGGCCUGGCGGGCCGGUCCCUCCCGCCUCCCGCAGCCGCUCGGUGCUCUUGGACGCCGGGACGGGCCAGCUGCGUCUGGUGGAUGGCCGCCACCCGGACGCCGUGGCCUGGGCCAACCUCACCAACGCCAUUCACGAGACCGGGUGGGCCUUUCUGGAGCUGCACACGAGUGGCCGCUACAAUGACAGCCUGCAGGCCUACGCGGCAGGGGUGGUGGAGGCGGCAGUGUCCGAGGAGCUCAUCUAUAUGCACUGGAUGAACACGGUGGUGAAUUACUGCGGCCCCUUCGAGUAUGAAGUUGGUUACUGCGAGAAGCUCAAGAGCUUCCUGGAGACCAACCUGGAGUGGAUGCAGGAGGAGAUGGAGCUGAACAAGGACUCCGCCUACUGGCACCAGGUGCGGCUGACCCUCCUGCAGCUGAAAGGCCUAGAGGACAGCUAUGAAGGCAGUGUGACCUUUCCAACUGGGAAGUUCACCAUCAAGCCCUUGGGGUUCCUCCUGCUGCAGCUCUCUGGGGACCUGGAAGACUUGGAGCCAGCCCUGAAUAAGACCAAGACCAGGCACACUUUGGGCUCUGGCUCCUGCUCUGCCCUCAUCAAGCUGCUGCCUGGCCACAGUGACCUCCUGGUCGCCCACAAUACCUGGAGCUCCUACCAGAACAUGCUGCGCAUCAUCAAGAAGUACUGGUUCCAGUUCCAGGAAGGCCCCCAAGAGAACUCUCCCCUGGCGCCUGGCAACAAGCUGGUGUUCUCGUCCUACCCCGGCACCAUCUUCUCCUGUGACGACUUCUACAUCCUGGGCAGCGGGCUGGUGGCAAUGGAGACCACCAUUGGCAACAGGAACCCGGCCCUGUGGAAAUACGUGCAUCCCAAGGACUGUGUGAUGGAGUGGGUGCGCAACGUCGUGGCCAACCGCUUGGCCCUGGAUGGCGACAGCUGGGCGGAUGUCUUCAAGAGGUUCAACAGUGGCACGUACAACAACCAGUGGAUGAUCGUGGACUACAAGGCAUUCGUUCCCGGUGGGCCCAGCCCUGGGAGCCGGGUGCUCACCGUCCUGGAGCAGAUCCCCGGCAUGGUGGUGGUGGCCGACAAGACCUCGGAGCUCUACCAGAGGACCUACUGGGCCAGCUACAACAUCCCGUACUUCGAGACUGUGUUCAACGCCAGUGGGCUGCAGGCCCUGGUGGCUCAGUAUGGGGACUGGUUCUCCUAUGACAAGAACCCCCGGGCCCAGAUCUUCCAGCGGAACCAGUCGCUGGUGCACGACGUGGCCUCCAUGAUCCAGCUGAUGAGGUACAACGACUUCCUGCACGACCCCCUGUCACUGUGCAAAGCCUGCAGCCCCCAGCCCAACGGGGAGAACGCCAUCUCCGCCCGCUCCGACCUCAACCCGGUCAACGGCUCCUACCCGUUCCGGGCUCUGCAGCAGCGCUCCCAUGGCGGCAUCGACGUCAAGGUGACCAGCAUGGCCCUGGCCAAGGCCCUGCGCCUUGUGGCAGCCAGCGGCCCCACGUGGGACCAGGUGCCCCCAUUCCAGUGGAGCACCUCGCCCUUCAACAACCUGCUGCACAUGGGCCAGCCUGACCUCUGGAAGUUCUCGCCCACCGAGGUCUGGUGGGACUGAGGCGCUGGCUCUGCCCGCUGCCUUCUGCCCCUGCUGACCUCUGCAGGCGCCGCCUUGACCUCCUGCUCAUCCUCUCUGUGGCCUUUGCCCCCUGCUGUGUGCAGAGCUGGGACCUGGGUCUGCCAGGUUCACCCUCACCUGGGCGUUUCCUCCUGGGUGGGUCGUGGGACCAGGUAGGCCCGAGCUGACUCCUCCCCUCUGAAGCGGGUGAGUGCCCUUUCUGUCUCCCUCUGCCUCUGCAUCUCUUUCUUCUUCUCUUUCUCUCUGUUCUCUCUGCUUCUCUCUCUCCCCCACCCUGGGACCCCACCUUCAGGCUGCCCCCCUGAGGCCUCAGGGUCUGAGCCCCCGGCCGGUGGUGCUGGAGGGGCCUGUUCGGGGCCUGCUGCGGGGCUCUGCAGCUGGUGGGGUUUCAGCCCCGAGACCUGGGCGUUGCCUCUGGUUGGUGUUGCUCCUCCAGGCCCAGCUCCUCUGCCCCUUUAGGAAGCCGCCCCUGUUGACCCUCUGGACAGCUUUUUCAAGGACAGAAACUGGAAAACAAAAACCAAAGUUUCCGGCGACUUGCGGCUGGAGGGACCUGAGUGUCCUCGCUGCGGGGGCAGGCGUGCCAGCCCCAGGCACCAGCCUCACGUCCCCGCCCAACCUGGGCGCGCCCCUGGCCUCCGGGCGGUGCUCUCAGCUCCCCUGCUGCAGGCACCAAAUCGCAGGCUGUGACAUCAUUAAAUGGGAGAGGCCGGGCUGCUGUUCUGUGCUCCUUGGGGCAGCGGGGAAGCCUGGGGCCUCCUCCUCUCAAGAUUGGGAUCUGCCCUGCCCUCCCAUGCACCUUCCUGUCCGUCCUUCUGUCCAUUCAUUUGUCUAGCCGUCUGUAUGUUUACUGAACUCCUACUUUGUUCUGGGUGCUGUUCUGGCACCCUGUUCACCGCAGGACCUUCCCAAGUCCUACCGCAGGGUACAGAGCAACACAAAACAGAGUCUCGCCCUGUCUGUUCAUACCCAAAAACCUGCAUCGGAGAUAAGACUCGCCCAAUGCUAGGUGCUUGCGGGGAGGACAGCACAAAGCCCUGGGGUCAGAGACCUGGGUUCGAGUCCCAUCACUACCUGACACUACUCAGGUACUUGUCAGGUACGCUGACAAGGCUCAGGCAGGUCAGUGUCACUACUGGCAAUGGACGCUGACCUGCCUGACCCUUGGUUGCCACAUCUGUAAAAUGGGAUGAUGGUGUGAGCAACACUUCCCCUGGGGCAGGGGGCGGGGGACGGCGGCUGUGAUGCAGCCUCUGUAAGGCCUCACACACUCAACCUUCCUUGAGUAGCGAGUGUUACUGAACACUCAGCACAGACCAGGCACUGGGAUGAGGCCCUGUGGCUACCUUAUGACCAAAGGUGCAAAAAAAUGUCCUUGCUCUUAGGAAGGUUACAUUGGCGAGGUAGCCAACAGAGUAAGGGAACUAGGUACGUAAGAUGCUGAGAAAUGGCCUGGAGGAAAUCAAGGGUGGGAGGCCCCAGGCGGUGAUGGAACUCCUCCAGGGCCACUCUGCAGGAAGGGGCGACGCCGGCCUGUUCCCCAGGACGAUUCUGGCCCCUUCUGCUUUCUGGGAGGUGGGGAAGCCAUGUAGCCAGGAUGAUUCUGAAG